GCAACCACCACAUACACCUUACCUCACCUGAUCUCGAAGAAGAAAAGGAAGCAAAACAAAAUUGUGUCAUGUUUCCAGCAAAGUUUCUCGGUCAGAAGAAGGCGAGGUCACCGGCGGGUGCGCCCACAACCCCAAGAACACCAACACCGGCGACUACCUCAAGACCGUCAACAACAGUGGCUCCGCCGGUGGCCUCAACAACGUUACCAAGGGUGGCUACACCUGUGGCCUCAAGAUCUUCAGCAAGGGUGGCUUCCUCCACUGCAUCAAGAACGUCAGCAAUGGCAGCUCAGCCCGCGGGCUCAAGAAUAUCAGCAACGUCGGCUCAACCCGCUACCUCAAGAACGCCGGCAACGGCAAAUCCGCGUGCGAGCUCAAGAACUUCAACAACGGCGAAUCGGUAUGCGACCUCAACAACGACAACCUCAAAUCCGCAUGCGAUCUCAAGAACGUCAACAACGGCAAAUUCAUACACGAGCUCAAGAACGUCAACAGCAUCAGCGACGGUGGCUCCUCUUGUGACCUCGAGAAUGUCAACAAGAGCUGCUCCGUCUGGGACCUCACGAACGUCAACUAGAGCAACAGUGGCCUCAAACCAGCCAACGACGUUGCGUCCGGGUGCAUCGACCUCAAGAACGGCUAGGACGACGGCCCCGCCCUUGUCUGCGACGACAAGUCGUAGUCGUGCCGCUCCCACACGUCCAACCGCUUCUAGCACACGCCGAUGAUCUCCAUCCAUCUACGGCGUCCAUCUUCGAUGAAGUUAAGUGUGUUGAGACGAGUUCAGUUAUAUUACAGUAAGUUAAUACAUUUAUAAACUCGAUUGGUUCGAGCCCGUGACAUGUAAGCCAGUGUGUUCCAAUUGAUGAAUAGAUGGUCUAUGGACUUGGAUGGAAUUUA
This is a messenger RNA of Triticum aestivum (bread wheat), 900 nucleotides long. Its product is annotated as cell wall protein DAN4-like. The transcript has a single exon. Lineage: Eukaryota; Viridiplantae; Streptophyta; Magnoliopsida; Poales; Poaceae. The record is from RefSeq and is a predicted model, not a curated record. Bases 69 to 728 code for a protein of 219 amino acids.